GGCCGGGCGAGCGGGCACGUCAACAGCUAUGGCGGAAGGAGAAGAGACGCCGCCGCCGCCGGGCAGCUGGAUAAAAGAUCUUGCAGACGCUCUAGACGAAGGAGGCUGUGAUCUUGAAACUGUGAGAAACAUCAUUCAAGGAAGGCAGUUGCCUGCUGAUCUAAGGGCCAAAGUCUGGAAGAUUGCACUUAAUGUUGUAGGAAAGGGGGACAGCCUAGCAUCGUGGGAUGGCUCCUUAGACCUACCUGAGCAGAGUAUAAUUCAUAAGGAUUGCCAAGACCUAAUUGACCAGUUGUCAGUGCCAGAAGAAGAGAAGUCAGUAUUAACUUUGGAUAUUGAGUCAGUUAUUACUUUUUACUGUAAAUCACGCAAUGUUAAAUACAGUUCCUGCCUUGGCUGGAUACAUCUGCUCAAACCUCUGGUGCACCUUCACUUGCCCCGCAGUGAUUUGUACAACUGCUUCUAUGCUAUCAUGAAUAAAUUCAUUCCAAGGGAUUGUUUUAUGAAGGGAAGACCCUUUCAUCUAUUUAGACUGUUGCUUCAGUACCAUGAGCCUGAACUCUGCUCCUUUCUUGAUACCAAGAAGAUGACUCCGGAUUCAUAUGCACUCAACUGGCUUGGAAGCCUCUUCUCAUACUACUGUUCAGCUGAAGUCACUCAGGCAAUAUGGGAUGGAUAUCUACAACAAGCAGAUCCAUUCUUUAUUUAUUUCUUAAUGUUGAUCAUCCUUGUCAAUGCAAAAGACGUUAUCUUAGCACAAGAAUCAGAUAAAGAAGAAAUGAUAAAAUUCUUAGAAACAUCACCAGCCAAUCUCGAUUUAGAGGAUAUAGAAGAUCUCUUCUCUUUGGCACAAUAUUACUGUAGCAAAACUCCAGCUUCUUUCAGGAAGGACAACCACAGUCUUUUUGGCAGCAGCCUGCUGGGCCUCAAAGAUGAUGACACAGACUUGAGCCAGGCUCUCUGUCUAGCAGUUUCUGUGUCCGAGAUUCUGCAAGCAAAUCAGCAGCAAGGAGAAGGAGUGAGAUUCUUUGUAGUGGAUUGUCGUCCUGCAGAGCAGUACAAUGCUGGGCAUUUAUCAACAGCAUUUCAUUUAGACUCAGAUUUGAUGCUUCAAAACCCAUCAGAAUUUGCACAGUCUGUAAAAUCCCUGUUAGAAGCACAAAAACAAUCUAUUGAGUCUGGCUCUAUAGCUGGUGGGGAGCAUCUCUGCUUCAUGGGAAGUGGCAGGGAAGAGGAAGACAUGUACAUGAACAUGGUGUUAGCACAUUUCUUACAGAAAAAUAAGGAGUAUGUAAGCAUUGCCAAAGGAGGCUUUAUGGCCCUCCAACAGCACUUAGCAGAUAUCAAUGUGGAAGGACCAGAAAAUGGAUAUGGCCACUGGAUUGCUAGUACCUCAGGCUCAAGAAAUAGCAUAAGCUCUGUUGAUGGUGAUACUCCUAACGGUUCAGGUGAUGGAAAAGGAGUGAAAUCCCUAGUGAAUAAAAUGACAGUUGCUUUGAAGACUAAAUCUGUGAAUGUGAAAGAGAAAGUUAUCAGUUUUAUUGAAAAUACAUCUACUCCAGUGGACAGACAUGUCAGCAGCAGUGACAGAGUAGGAAAACCCUACCGUGGUGUGAAGCCAGUAUUCAGCAUUGGAGAUGAAGAAGAAUAUGAUACUGAUGAAAUUGACAGCUCCUCAAUGUCGGACGAUGAUCGAAAAGAGGUCGUCAACAUCCAAACGUGGAUAAAUAAACCUGAUGUGAAGUACAACUUUCCAUGCAAUGAAGUAAAAGAAAAUGGACAUAUGUUUCCCAGUCAUCUCCUAGUAACAGCAACCCAUAUGUACUGUUUGAGGGAGAUUCCAUCACGGAAGGGCCUGGCUUACAUACAGUCUCGACAGGCACUCAACUCUGUAGUCAAAAUCACAUCCAAGAAGAAACACCCAGAACUGAUCACCUUUAAGUAUGGAAAUAGCAAUACUUCAGGCAUAGAAAUCCUGGCAGUUGAAAGGUAUUUGAUUCCAAAUGCAGGUGAUGCUACCAAAGCCAUAAAACAACAGAUCAUGAAAGUAUUGGAUGCCUUGGAGAGUUAAUAACUAAAGACUUUGUAGAGACCAGUUUAUAAAGAAGAAGCAACCAAGAUACUGUAUGUGGACACAAGCUGACUGUUUCCCAACUGAAUACUAACUUAAGAGAAUUUUUCUGUUUGCUGGUGGGAGUGCCUGAGUAGCAGGCUUAAGAUAGGGUAAAUUAUUAUCCAUUUCUGAACAGGAUUUUUGUUUAUUUUAUUUUUUUUUUUAAUUAUAAUUUUUUUUUUGUUUUGGAGAAGUGUUUAUUAUAAAGGUCAGUUUGUUUCUUUUUCUUGCAGCCUUAAUGGGAGUGAUCUGCAUCUUUGCAAGAGCAGAUGCAGCUGGGUUCAUGUCAAGUAUGUUAAAGGAAUGAAAGACUCUGAGAUACAGAGGAGUAAUUGAAAACAAUGGUUUUUAAAUUAUUAUCCCUUGUAAAUAAAAUAUCUCCAUUACCUACAGUCUAGAAAUUGGAUUUUGCCUACCAGGUAGUAUCAAAGACUAAUUAAAAAUUUAGGUUUUUGAACAAGGCAGAUACAAAUCUUAAAAACAGUUUUCACAUUAAAAAUGGUUACGUUUGGGCUGCAGAUAAAUGGAAAAAAUACAAGCAACUUGUAAAAUUAGGAGGUUUUUAAAGUCUUACCAGCUACUAGGCUAAAUAACUGGAAUUGGCUGUAAUGAUUAUUUUUAAACACUAAAAUUAAUUGUAGUUUUUACUACAGGGUUGUGACUUUUUUUAAUUAUGCAAAAUUUUACAUUUCAUAGGUUGAGGCUGUUUCCCUUGUAAAUAUGAGUGUGUGCAUUGAAAUGCAUGUUUCAUGACAGAAUAUGAGAGUUGAAAACAAGUUGCCUUGCUCCUCAGAAGCAAAAUAUCUAAGAACUUUAGAUGUUUAAAACUCAGCACAAAAGUGAGUACACACUGACCAAAGGUGUGUUCAGCAGGAAGAUAAAUGCAUAGAAAACCAGGGGAGAAAUUCCAGUGCUGCAUAGCUGUGAUAAAUGUGUUCUUAACCAGUUACCUUCAUUGAUUCAAGCAUUUGUUUCUAUUAUUUUGAGUAACAAUUUCUAAAUUAGUGAAGAUUUGGGAGAUGGCAACUCUAUGACUGUUCAUCAUAAGCUUUCCAUUUGUUCAAGAAUGGUUCUCUUGUUCAAAGCUCAGUACAGGAAUGUUCUCAUGGACAAGGCAGAGCAGCUUUGUAGACUGAUGGGAAAUCACCGAAAACUGUGAAAUAAAGAUAAUGGGGAUUAGCUUUGCUGCAUGAGAUCUUCUGAGUACUUGAAUCAAAACCUAUGAUUUGGUACUUCAUCAGAAGGUAAAACAAGUUAAACUGACCUUUAUAAAAAACAGUUAUUCUAAGUUAUUUUACUAGGAAUCAAGCUAGGGCACCUUAAUUCUGGAACUAAUUACCUUUUUUUUUUUCCUUCUUAGUAUCUGAGUAAACACCAAUAGAACUUGAACUGUUGAAAAUAUUUGCAUGAAAUUGCACCUGGGCCAAUGCUCAUGUAUUUAUAGUUUUGCCCAGCAGCUGUUGUAUUACAUUUUCCUCUUCCUAGUCCCUCCUGAAAAUAUCCUCAAGAAUCUCUGACUCUGUGCCUACUUCAGCAACGAGAUUUUUUUCAUGUAAAGAUGUUUGUGCUACUGUUUAUAAACUACAGUUGUAAAUAAACCAGUACAAUUUGAACAUAACUUGUUCGGUCAAAAGGCAUUUAGUUGCAUACUGUGUAAAUUCUCUGAAUCAAUUAAAAGUUUUUCCUAAAGGUGUUUUGUAAGUGCAAGUGAAUUUGAUCUUUGGAGUGGAAGAUGCUGAUUAUGGAUCAUAGGAAGCUACUGCCAGUGACUUCUUAAUCCUUCCGCCUUGCUCUCAUCCAGCUCCAUGUAUCUGCUGUUAAAUCAGAUAAUCUCCAACGGGCCUGUGGACUG
Molecule: messenger RNA, 3965 nt
Organism: Melozone crissalis (California towhee)
Lineage: Eukaryota; Metazoa; Chordata; Aves; Passeriformes; Passerellidae
Gene: TBC1D23
Product: TBC1 domain family member 23
Exons: 19
Coding region: 29-2071 (680 amino acids)
Biological process (GO): embryonic brain development; retrograde transport, endosome to Golgi
Cellular component (GO): trans-Golgi network
Source: RefSeq, a predicted model, not a curated record